This is a messenger RNA of Tupaia belangeri chinensis (Chinese tree shrew), 2164 nucleotides long. RefSeq names its product complement C8 alpha chain (gene C8A). Gene Ontology annotation, cellular component: membrane attack complex. The record is from RefSeq and is a predicted model, not a curated record. Gene Ontology annotation, molecular function: protein binding. The transcript has 11 exons. NCBI's taxonomy places the organism in Eukaryota, Metazoa, Chordata, Mammalia, Scandentia, Tupaiidae. Gene Ontology annotation, biological process: complement activation. Bases 121 to 1884 code for a protein of 587 amino acids.
UACUUUAAAAUUUUAGACAGAUCUGACAGGUUGCAGCCUGUGGACUUCUUUUACUCCUCGUCUCUGAAUACUUACAUUUCUUCAGCAUAUCAUAGAGUGGUGUGGUGUCUUCUGGAUGAGAUGUUGGCUGUCACUUUCUUCAUCUUGUCGCUGAUGACUUGUCAGCCUGGAGUAACUACACAGAAGGUGAACCAGAGAGUAAGGCGGGCUGCUACUCCCACACCAGUGACCUGCCAGCUGAACAGCUGGUCAGAAUGGACAGGCUGCUUUCCAUGCCAGGACAAAAAGUACCGAUACCGGAGCCUCUUGCAGCCAAACAAAUUUGGGGGAAACAUCUGCGGUGGUGAUGUCUGGGAUGAAGUCAGCUGUUCCAGUCCCACAGCCUGUCUAAAGCAAGCACAGUGUGGACAGGAUUUCCAGUGCAAGGAGACAGGUCGCUGCCUGAAACGCCACCUCGUGUGUAAUGGAGACAGGGACUGUCUUGAUGGCUCUGAUGAGGAUGACUGUGAAGAUGUCAGGGUGCCUGAGGAUGACUGCAACCAGUAUGAACCGAUUCCAGGAUCAGAAAGGGCAGCCUUGGGGUUCAAUAUCCUGACCCAGGAAGAAUCUCAGAGUGUGUACGAUGCCAAGUAUUAUGGAGGCCAGUGUGAGACGGUAUACAACGGGGAAUGGAGGGUGCUCCGAUACGACCCCGUCUGUGAACGUCUCUACUAUGGAGAGGACGAGAAAUACUUUCGGAAACCCUACAACUUCCUGAAGUACCACUUUGAAGCCCUGGCAGAUAGUGCAAUCUCCUCAGAGUUAUAUGAAAAUACAAAUGACCUUCUUUCUACAGUGAAAAAUGACAAGUUCGUGUCGGCUGGAGUGACUGUUGGUAUAGGCAUAGCAAAAGUCCCUGUAACAGUGAAUGUGGGUCUAUCUGGGUCAGAAGGCUCUUCCUUCUUGAAUAAGUUAAACAAGUAUAACGAGAAGAAAUACAGCUUCAUGAGAGUUUUCACAAAGGUGCAGACUGCUCAUUUUAAGAUGAGAAGGGACAAUAUCAUGCUUGAUGAAGGAAUGAUGCUGUCAUUAAUGGAGCUUCCAGAGCAGUAUAAUUACGGCAUGUAUGCCAAGUUCAUCAAUGACUAUGGCACCCACUACAUCACAUCUGGAUCCAUGGGUGGCACUUAUGAAUAUAUCCUGGUGCUUAACAAGGAGAAAAUGGAAACAAUUGGUGUUACCAGCAACGAUAUCCAGUCUUGCUUUGGUGCCUCUUUGGGCAUUGAAUAUGCAAUUAAGGAUGGCCUAUCAGUUGAAGGAAGCUUAUCAGGAAAACACUGUGAAAGACCUGGAUCUGGCAAUACUGAAAGAAACAAGGAGGACACGAUUGUGGAAGACAUCAUUUCUCGGGUGCGAGGUGGCAGCUCUGGCUGGGGCGGUGGCUUGACACAAAACGGGAGCAUCAUCACAUACCGUUUCUGGGGGAGGUCAUUAAAGUAUAAUCCUGUUGUUAUCGAUUUUGAGAUGCAGCCCAUUCAUGAGUUGCUGCGGCAUACAAACCUGGGGCCUCUGGAGACCAAACGCCAAAACCUGCGCCGAGCCUUGGACGAGUACUUGAUGGAAUUCAACGCCUGCCGCUGUGGUCCCUGCUUUCAUAGUGGGGAGCCCAUCCUCGAAGGCACCAGCUGCAGGUGUCAGUGCCACGUGGGUCGCUCAGGCUCGGCCUGUGAGCGAGUGGCGACAGAGGGAACCAAAGCUGUUGGGAAUGGUCAUUGGAGCUGCUGGAGCUCCUGGUCUGCAUGUAGUGGAGGCACUCAGCAAAGGAGGAGAGAGUGCAACAACCCUGCACCCCAGAAUAGAGGGGCUUCAUGUCCAGGGCGGAGUGUGCAGACCCAGGCUUGCUGAGUGCACCCGGCAAGGUCAGGCAGUCUGCUGCCACCUGCACUGCUACUGGAUGAAGACUUCUUUCAGCUGAGAGAACAUGCAAAUCUACAGCUUUUUGUUGUUGUUCACAGCACUGUAAGGUUUCUUCUAGCUUGAGCCUCAAAACUCUUGCAGUCUCUGCCCAGUUCUAAACUGCUUUUAGAUAUUUGUUUCAGCAGCAAACCCACUUUUUGUUAUCAAUUUUCUUUCUUAGCCUAUAAGGUUGCUAUAAUAAUAAACUGGGUGGCUUUUAAGUAACAGA